This is a messenger RNA of Medioppia subpectinata, 386 nucleotides long. NCBI's taxonomy places the organism in Eukaryota, Metazoa, Arthropoda, Arachnida, Sarcoptiformes, Oppiidae. The record is from the annotation of a GenBank genome assembly.
CUCAAUCUCACUGAGACUCAGGUAAAGAUUUGGUUUCAAAAUAGAAGAGCAAAAGAAAAGCGAUUAAAAGAAGCCGAGUUAGAGAAGCUGCGUUUGGCCGCCCGACCCUUCCCGGCGGCGGCCUUUGGGUUUGGUUUGCACGGCGGCGGACCGUUUGGUUUCAACGGCAAUAUGGGCUCUUCAGGUCCACCGCCCGCUCAUUUGAGUUCAGGCGCCGCUGGCUUUAUGCUCGCCGCCGCCCAAAGGGGUCCUCUCUUUAAUCACAUCGCAAACAUUGCCACUCCGUAUCCCAUCUACUCUUCCGGACCGAUCACAUCAUCGGCCGGCCCUCUGCUCACCAAUUCUGCACCUAAUAUGUCGACGUCUUGUCCUUAACUCUACUCAAC